Lytechinus pictus (painted urchin) is the source of this 3959-nucleotide messenger RNA. RefSeq lists its product as uncharacterized. The record is from RefSeq and is a predicted model, not a curated record. Bases 510 to 2441 code for a protein of 643 amino acids. Lineage: Eukaryota; Metazoa; Echinodermata; Echinoidea; Temnopleuroida; Toxopneustidae. The transcript has 7 exons. Gene Ontology annotation, molecular function: acid-amino acid ligase activity. Gene Ontology annotation, cellular component: cytoplasm.
AAGACACACAACACAACAGAGUAAAAACAAACAAACAUUAUGAAUUCGUCAUGGCCACGUUUUGCAGACAUGCUCAUAGAGCUAGGUGAAAAGGAAAGUAAUUGUGUGCUAUCUACCCUCACCCUAUUUUCAGUUAUAAGCUCCAUGACCUCUUUGUCUUAAUCAAUUUCGGGGGUACGUCAUGUCUAUUUUCAGUUAUUCUUUUACCCCGAUAUCGGAGUACUGUGACGGAAGCCCCACAUGAGCUGCGCAGGGGAGGCCCAUCAGGAGCGGAGGAUUCAUAUUGUUACAAAUGACAUUCGUUUGUGCAGGGAGAUCCAAAAGGCUGAGAAGGGAAAAAAGAAAGCAUCGCAAACAUAGCAAAUAGGGUAUUAUUUGCGUACUGGUUGUUCACCCUCUUCACGAAAGGCAGAUCUUUGAGAAGAGUUCCCCCCACCAGAAAUCAUCAAUGCUCCUUAAGGACCCGGGCUUAAGGAGUAAGAUUUGUAUUACCAUUAUUGAUUUUCAACAUGUCAGGCACAGUAGUGAUGAAAUUGAAGUUAGCGUUGUUAGCUUUGGUAUUGCUUUUUGGAGGAUUGUACUUUCUACAAUUUGCUGUGAGCGUCGAAGUAUCCCUAUGGCAACGCAUUUUGUCAGGAAUCCUUGGAGUCGCAUGUGUUUUGAUGGCUAUUCCGACCACAUGGAUGACCACUCUGCGGAUAUCCUAUGGUCACAGUCUUCACUCGGCCUACACACAGGUCAUCCUAAAUUUACUGUUGAUUCACACCCGUCACAGAAAGGUCAAGGGAUUCAUCGAAUCAUGGAAGAAUCCUCGAAUAACUCAGGAAAAUUACUUGAGAGAAAUCCUCAAGGCCAACGGCCAAACGGUUUAUGCGAUGGAUUUUGGAUUAAGUUCUGUAACAUCAAUGGAGGGACUUAGACGGAAGCACCCCUUGGCGACGUACGAACGGUAUCGGCCAUAUGUAGAUCGUAUGGCUAAAGGGGAAGAGGGUGUCUUGACUGCAGAACGCGUUGAGAGGUUUGCUCUGAGCUCGGGAACAACGGGCAGGUCCAAGAUGAUGCCUUUUACUAAAUCCUUCAGAAAGAUGUACAACGCUAUCGUUGGUCUAUCAAUAGACCUGCGUCUGAGAGAGUUUGGGAUAGGUUUCCUCCAGCGGGAAAUGACAAUCCAUACGGCGCCAAAAGUCAGGUAUUCCGAGGCUGGUAUUUUGAUGGGUCCUGCCUCAAUGAAGAACGCAUCGAAUAGACAUCUCUUGAGCUUGUACUCGAGCCCAGCAGAAGCCUUCCGAAUCAAGGACCCUCAUGAUUCUGUAUAUGUACACCUCCUAUUUGGGUUUCGCGAUAGGAAUCUUCGUAUUAUCUCUUGUAACUUUACCACCAACUUGCUGUCAGCUUUUAGGACAGCCGAACAACGCUGGCGAGAUAUAGUCAAAGACAUCGAGCUCGGGACAGUGACCGUUACGAAAGUAUCACCGGACAUCCACCAUGUUCUCGUCAGGAAGAUGGGCGGUGGGGACCCGAAGAGAGCGACAGAGCUUAAGAGGGAGUUCGAGAAGGGUUUCAAAGGCAUCAUGAAACGAGCCUGGCCUCACCUGAAACACGUACAAGCCAUUGAUUCCUCUGGUCUCAAGGAAUCACUGCUGAAUUCGUAUGCGAAAGGUGUACCCAUCUUUGGUUUCAUCUUUGCGGCCACGGAGGGAACGAUUGGUGUAAACAUCUGGCCCAAACAGAUUGGAAAAGAUGAAUAUGUUCUCUUGCCAUCUCUCUGUCUCAUGGAAUUCAUUCCAGAAACGCAUAUAAAUGAAGAUCAGCCAGAGACACUGUUCAUCGACGAACUAAAAGUCGGAGGUGUUUACGAGAUAGUCGUAACGCAGAUGUAUGGUUUCUAUAGAUUGCGAUACGGUGACGUCAUCAGGGUUACACGAUACCAUCACAACACACCUGUGGUGGAAUUUAUGUACAGAUCAGGUCAGAUUUUGGACGUUCACGGCGAGAAGGUAGAUCAAAUUACAGUACAGAGCUCACUUCAGGCUGCAGUGGGCCACUUCCCUAAUGUUACAUUGGGAAAUUAUGCAGUGGCAGAGAGCACUUUACUGGAUUGUCUUGUGAAACCUAAUACGGACCUCCGUGACUAUUACAUCAUAUUUCUGGAAUUGAAUCCCACACCAAAUGAAGACGCGUUAGCUGAUAUUCCUCUUAAAAAGGUUGAUGAAGAGCUAUGCCAUCAUUCCUUCACGUACAACUCGUUUCGUGAGAAAGGAAGUAUAGCCCCUCCCUUGGUUCACAUCGUGAAACCCGGCACAUUUGAUCGUCUGCAUGAUUUCAUCCUUGACAACAGCACGACUUCUACAAACCAGUACAAAGUGCCAAGGAAGCUCCGAUCAGCAGCUACUCUGAAACUCAUGCUGGAAAAUUCCAUAAAAUCAACAGUGGAUCAAUAAAACACAUACAUCAAAAUUACAAACAAGUAUCAUGGAAAAUGAUUGCAAGUUGAUCACGAAAAAAGGAAAACUUCGUGUGCAUUUAAAGAAACUGUGUGGAUGGUAUCGUAUGCCGCGCCAAAGUCUGUGCGACCACAUAAAUCGCGCGCAAGAUGCAUGGGCUAUGACAACCGUGACCAACCUAUCUCGAUCUUUCCGAUGUGGAAAGCACAUAGAUCAUAAAAGCUCCAGCUCCAAUAACGGACUCCAACAACUCAAACAGCAAAGCAAAAUAUUCCAUUGCAGUUUAGCACAGUUUGUGGUGUAGUUACGUGGAAGCAUCAUUUAUUUCAUGCCCAGAUUAGUACGUUUAGACCCAAUAAAAACCCCAUUCCAUGUAUUUCCGAUCCAUGUUUCCUUGUUCAAACUAUACUAUUUUCCUCAAUAAAACUGUAGAAUAUAUUAAUUACACUUCAUUUUUAUGAUGUAAACUAUUUCCCUUCCAAGACCACGAUAUAUUUACUUUCUAUACAACUGGUAGUCUUAUUCUGCUGAAUACUUCCUCUUAUGUUUUACUUGCCACCGACGUUUUCUGUGCACAGUGGGCAAAUGACACUACCUAUCUGAAGGGGGGGGGGGGGGUAGAGUGCCUUCCAUCUUAUCGAAUUGUGUUAACUUUAUUUUAUUAUCAGAAUCGUUUUUCUUACACUUUUUUUCGAAGGCUGAAAUUAUUAUUGAACAAUCAUACUAUUUCAAUAGAAACUCUAUGUUUGAUAUUAUGUUUUGUUUUAUGUGUAAAUAUAUAUAUAUAUUUUUAACUUGCUCUUUCGUGGCCGUUGUAGCAGGGUUUAUCACGCAGGCUCUAUUGUGUCUCCUCAUUCCAUAUGACUUAAUGUUUUUAUAAUAAACCUACCUAAACAUGUCAAUGAUACACAAAUUUUUAAUGGUAUCCAAUUUUGGAAUGCUCUUCCUAAUAAAGUAAAAGCUGUUAAAUUUUUUCCCCUCUUUUUAAGAGUGCAUUAAAGAAGCACCUAAAACUAGAAUCUACCCAAGAACAUAAUUACCAGUAAAAAUCACACAUUUUGUACAGUUGGUUUCUAUCAUUGUAGAUAAUGUAGGGUAUGUUAAAAUAUAAUCUUGUUUUCUUCAGGUGUUUGCAAAUUAUUUGACUGAUGGAUAUGUAUUUUUUUACCAUUAUUUUUUUUUACUAGUACUUGUCGUUUAUACUUUUUGUUGUUGCAAUAUAUUAAUGUUUUAUACUAACAAUAGGUCCCCAUUAGAAAUAAGCCUUUCGGCUUUCAUGGGCUAUCUUGUCAAGGUAUUCUUCAAAUUCAUUGUAGUCACCUGUGAUAUUCUUGACGAAUAAAAUCAAUCAAUCAAUCGAUCAUGUUUGUAAAUGUAUUUUUAGUACUGUAUAUGGGUAAGAUAUGAAAUAAUAAAUAGCUGGCAAAUACAUUUGAUCAUUGUAAGUCUGUCAUUGUUAAACAACUGAAGUUAGCCUCGAUAAAAAAGAUUAAAUGAAUUAGAACACACAUUGAA